Dicentrarchus labrax (European seabass) is the source of this 5409-nucleotide messenger RNA. RefSeq names its product rho GTPase-activating protein 24-like. The record is from RefSeq and is a predicted model, not a curated record. The transcript has 9 exons. Gene Ontology annotation, biological process: wound healing, spreading of epidermal cells; negative regulation of Rac protein signal transduction; activation of GTPase activity. NCBI's taxonomy places the organism in Eukaryota, Metazoa, Chordata, Actinopteri, Moronidae. Bases 1688 to 3823 code for a protein of 711 amino acids. Gene Ontology annotation, molecular function: GTPase activator activity. Gene Ontology annotation, cellular component: focal adhesion.
AAGGAGGAGAAAGAAGAAGAGGGACGGGGAUGAUGAAGACGUGGACAUUCAGAUAUGUAGGCUGUGUUCAGGGAAUGGAGCAGGGCGUCCACUUAAAGGGCUAAUAAAGCAGAGGACAGAGUGGGAGACAAGGAAGGAGGAAGGAUGCUGAAGGGAAUACUGAGAUCGUCUCUUUCCUCAUAGACAUUGGAGUAGUUUGACUCCGUGGCCGGUGGAAGAAAAAAGAAAAAAAGGGUAAACCCUUCCUUCAGGACAGUUUUACUUUUUGUCAGCCACUGAGAGAAAAUGUAAUAUAAAAAGAGAGAAAGCGACGUAAUGAUGCCGAUCCUGUAUACAGUGAGACAGUCAUCAUGAAAUGCUCCAAAGAUAGGAAGAAAAAUCUGACAUCUCACUCCUGGUGCUUUAGUGGACUGGAGGCAGUUUGAUUUCAUGGGUGUGAAAGGGUGCAUUCUCCACAAAGUCUGGAAAUGGACAAAUGCAGCCUAAAUGAUUUGAAAUCCUUUGUGGUGAAGACUGAUGCUUAAGAGAUGUUUCUACCAAGAAGACUCAUCCUACCCAUGCAAUCAGAAGAAGCUUCUACAACGAGCAACAUUUCAAACUAACUGAAUUAUUGAGAAACCAGUUUGUGUUUUCAGGGGCUCUGGAGAGAUGGCUCUUGCAAGGAGGAGGCUGGAAAUACUCAAUUUGUGGAAAGAAACUGUCUGUGCAUCCAAGGCCAAUGGAGAUUUCCGAGGACAGCAGGAAAAUAUAUUCUAAGAAUCAUACGAGAAGAGUAGUAGCUUGAUGAGGUUGGGCAAGGUUGCAGCAUCGUGGGACUUCUCUCUCUCUCUGUGACUCCAAAUCCAUCAGGAACUCUUAAAAGCUGAUCAACCAAGAUAUCCCUUUAAGGCUUACCUAUCUAAUACCCCUCCCUUUGUUUAAAAACUCUCUGUACGGCACCACAUCCACAAAAACCUCUCUUUAAGACAUAUAAUCAAGGAGGAGCCAUUUUUUAAUCAUAGGAAAGGCUCUGUAUCGACCAUGAUCCUUUCUUGAAGCCUUUAGCCAUCGAGACUAACUUGAGGUUAGCAUCAACACCAGGAAAGAACUUCUUUUAAAGCUUAAUAACUAAAUCAGUUGGGUCCUAUAUUCUCCAAGCAAAAGUCUCCACCUAAAUUUAAAUGUCUUAAAUGUCUAUUUGAAAUCCCUUUUUAAGGCUUAAUUUCCUACAAGAUACUGUAUUUACCCAGAACCCCACUUUAAGGUUCAAAUAUUCACUCUCCUUUCCCUCUUUUAAAGGGUUUUAAAAAUCCACCUUUCUAUGAGAACGAUUAUUCAACUGGAAUCUCUUAUUAAGGCACUAUAUUCAUAAAGAACCUUUCUUUUAAGUUCUUAUAAGACACUAUUCACCAGAAACUUAACUUUAAACAUCUACCAAGGAACUAUGAAUCUAUCCACUACUUGAGUAACUCUUUAAGGCCAUACGUCUGCCAUAAAUCAACCGAGAGCUUGUCUAAGUUCUACUGGCUCAAACUGGGACUCUGGGACCUAAAAGUGUGAGAAAAAAACAGUGAUGCAGUUUUCAUGCACCACUGCUGUCUCACCUUCUAAACUUUCCCAAUUCUCUAAAAAAUAUUCACAUCGCCGUGUGUAAUUUGCACUGCAUCUACAACUGUUACCAUAGCAACCGGAGCAGGAGCACUGCAGCAUGGGACUCAGCUGCUUCAAGUCCUGGAAACAUGAAAGUACAGGCCACAAAGGUAACAGAGACGUGUUGGCCAGCCCAGGCUCGUAUUUCUUCCUAUCUAACAGCGCCGGUCAGGGUGACGAGUGGCUGAAGAGCCUCAACAAGGGAGUCUGGAUUCCUUUCACAGGGGUCUUUGGUCAGCGUCUGGAGGAGACGGUGCUGUAUGAGCGACGUUAUGGAGUGCGUUUGGUUCCUCUGGUGGUGGAGCAGUGUGUGACCUUCAUCCGGGAGCGUGGCCUGCAUGAAGUGGGGUUGUUUCGCCAGUCAGGACAGGCCAGUCUAGUCAAAGAGCUGCAGGAGGCUUUUGAUGCAGGGGAGAGACCGUCCUUUGACAGCAGCACAGACGUCCAUACGGUGGCGUCAUUGCUGAAGCUCUACCUCAGGCAACUGCCGGAGCCUCUGGUUCCUUACAGCCGCUACCAGGAUUUCCUGCUCUGUGGUCAGAAGCUGUCGAGUGACCGAGCGCUGGGUAUGGGGGAGUUGAGGAAUCUUCUUCGUGAGUUGCCAGUUGCAAACUUCAAUCUACUCAACUUUAUCUGCCAGUUUCUAAAUGAGGUCCAGAGUUACUCCAACAGUAACAAGAUGAGCAGCCAGAACUUGGCCACUGUGUUUGGGCCAAACAUCCUCCGAGCCAAAGCUGAAGACCCACAAAGCAUCAUGGGAGGUGCAACACUGGUUCAGGUGCUGAUGUUGGAGCUGAUCAGAGAGCAUGAGUCUCUAUUCGCCAAAGUCCCCCCGUCCAUCUCUGUCCGUCCACCUUGUGGUUCGCGUGCAUCACCAAGUGCUCUGCGGCAGCCUCAUCUCGACCCGUCACCCUGCCUCCGCCAGCUGUCUAUGCCUCUCAUUGCAGAUCGCUCUAGAGAGCCAGGACAGGCCGCCGCAGAUGCACAGAACAACAGAAGCUGUUUCUACUCUGCUGCUGCCACAUCAAACUUGUCCUCUGGCCAGAAGAGACUUCUCGGCCAUCGCUACACUUCCUCCCACCCCGAGAACUGCUUUUACCCCGUGCCCUCCUCCAGUCAGCACCAAGCCAACAUAGAUUAUCACCAGCACCACGCUCACCAAGGACCAUCAGCUACAAAUAUUCAAGCCUCUACAACCAGCCUCCAGCUUCAAGAUCCACUACCUGACAGCUCCAAGUCCAGACCGAUGCCCAUGGGAUGGGCAAAGGCCUGGCCAACCCCAGCAGAGGCAGGUGCUGGUUUCUGGAGCUCUGGUGGUGCAGAGGAAGAGGGAACAGUGCCAGAAACAGCCAGCGCAGGCAGCAGUGAGGCUCAGGAGGACAGCCCCCUUUCUGCCUAUGAUAACCUGGACAGAGUGUCUCAAAGUCAGAAAAUAGAGGAUGUCACUGGUGGACUUCUUGAAACCAAUGAUCUGGGAGGCCAUACUGGAACUUGUGAAGUGGAGGUGGAGCUAGAGGAGGCAGGGCAAACAAGGAACUCCUCCUCUUCCUGGUCUUCCUGCGAGGUUCUACCAUUGGACGAGAGCGGUGAUGCUGUGGCCAUGGUUAGUCCUGACAUCUCACCAAAGCGACCUAAAUGGUUGCCUUCAAGUCAGGUAGGAAAAGAGGAAAACAGUCAUAAAGAGGAACAAGAGGGCCAAAACAAUGACAGUGAUGAUGAGGAUGAAGAUGACAAUGAGGAUGAUGAUGAUUACAUCCACCCUAACUCCCCAGCCUCUGGUUCUAUACUCAGCCCUCUGAGUACAGGCAGCUCAGAGGUAUUCCUCCCCUCUGCUCCUCCAGACCUCCAUGAUCCUGAGACUCAGUCACAUCCCGGGGAUGCUCACCCACGUCUGGAUGAGCUGCGGCAGCUGAUGGCCCAGCAGAAGGCUGAGUACCAGGCCAGGAUACAGAGGUUGGAGCGCUGUAAUGACGUCCUCGAGCGGCAGGUUGCAGUACUGCGGGUCAGUCUUGAGCAGCAGAAGCGUAGCCAAAGUGUUGCUGAGAUCAAGAUUCGCAACAUGGAACAAGCCAAAGCUGAUGCUGACCUCCAAAACUCCACGCUGCAGAGAGAGAUGGAGAUGUUCUUCCAGAUGUAUGGAGAGUUCAGAAGAAGAGGAGGAGACGAAGGCGGAAGAGGAGGAGGGAGUCUCUGAAGAUAAAAAGAGAAAGAGGAAUUCUUUGAAGUGCAUGGAUAGGUCAGAGGAGAAUAAAAAAGAAGGGAGGGUUUGUUUCACAGAGCUUGUUGAAAGGGAUGGAUGACUCUUGAUAGGAGAUCCAACAUUAAGGAAGGCGGUGAAGGCAUCACAUCAUGAAGAAAAACAGAGCGUUAUUACAGUCCAGAAGACAACCUAAAUACAAGACAGUUGUGUGUCAUUUCAACCAGUUAGCCUCAAGCCAGGUUGGUUAAGUUCAUGGUGACCAGAAGAUGGCAAGAAAGUUUGAAUUUGAGGAGCAGUUCCAUUGGCAAGCUCCUUCACCUGUGCAUUGAAUAUAACUUCCCCAUCGUGGGCUGUUUGAUUGGUUUAUUGGAGCAACAGAGGGACACGCUUAAGUCUCUUCCUGCUUUACGCAAACCAGUUACCAAGCUGUGUCUUUCCAGGAAGCCUGGGACAAGGUAUUAUUCCACAUAAAACCAAGUCUCCUUUGAGAAACCAAACGCCAUUCUGAGCUGUUCCUGAACAGCAAAGAUCUAGAAGAGUACUGGAAACCAAAAGCUUGUCCGAACUAUUGGACUUUCAAGGUUUCAGAACUGCUGUACUGCUCACACUGACUAUUAUCAUGUUGAUAUGGGGGUUCACAACCCACACAACGGAUCUCAGAUGAUUGCAAGAUUAUUAGUUAGUUAGAGAGAACUGCGACUGGAGUGCAUGAUGCCGGGAUUCCAGCUCAAAGUCAGUACACAUAACGCAAGGGAACACUAGCACGGGUAUUUGCCCUCUUCGAAGCCAUGUGUUGUUUUAGAGUGUUUUCUACCUCCAUUUUUCCCCAAAGCCGAUUUCUUGACAAUCUUAUUGGGUACUGCCCAGACUGUCUCAGAUUUGUCCCCAGGAACAAAUGUAACCUGUUUUUGGCUACAAUAAAAUUAAAAAUGCUCCAUUUGCAACGUUGUAGCAUCUCAGGACAAGAUCAAGAGGCUCAAACUAGACAAAUUGUUGGGAUGGGAAAUAACGUGGAUUCUCUUCCGACUCCAUGGGUUUCAGUCUCAGAUCUCCAAAAUGUAUCUAGGACAAGAAAAUCCUAGCCAAAGUUGUGUUGUCUGCAUUCAACUUCAAAGAACUUCAAUAGUCUCCGAGGACAAUCCUUGAUGUACAAUCCUUUUAGUUUGAAGUUCAUGUGGGAAAUUCAUACAAGAUUUCUCAACCCUGAGGUGUCCUAAGGUCGGUUGUUCACAGCUCAGCUCUGACCAAAGUCAGUGGGAGUUCUGGCUGUGAACAAAAUGCAGCAUUGCAUCUUAUCUUUGCUGUGAUAAAUGGAGGGAUUUAUAUGCAUUAUUAAAGCAAUCUGGUUUACUUUAGGAUAAAGACCUCAGAAUCCCCUGGAUGUUUUCCAACUGGCUACCACUGUUAACAAUAAGAUAUGGACUUGCUACUAUACUAAAUUACUUGUUUUUUUUCAGGAACUAGACUGACUUGCUUUGCAGGAAUUCAUUUAGAAUGAAACUGCAUCUCUAACAGAUUCUAGGUGAAGAUAAUUUUGUUGACUGAAAGUGUACAAAUAAAGAUACCAGAAGUUCUGUUCA